Messenger RNA from Pteronotus mesoamericanus, 2315 nucleotides. It is a transcript of the gene FAF2, whose product is annotated as Fas associated factor family member 2. Gene Ontology annotation, molecular function: ubiquitin binding. Lineage: Eukaryota; Metazoa; Chordata; Mammalia; Chiroptera; Mormoopidae. The transcript is spliced from 12 exons. Gene Ontology annotation, cellular component: endoplasmic reticulum. The coding region runs from base 450 to 1703 and encodes 417 amino acids. The record is from RefSeq and is a predicted model, not a curated record.
ACCCAGGAGCAGACAGAGAAGCUGCUGCAGUUUCAGUUUCAGGUGUCCACCCCGUGAUUAGACAUCAUACGAUUUGCGACGUGAUCACUCUGAUGAACCUAGUAACCAUCCGACACCACGCCUAGUUAUUACAAUAUCGUGGCAGUUUUGAGAAAGAGAACACAGCAAAGGAAGUCCAGAGGUGUGACUCUAAUUCUGGACAGCGUCACUCGUGGUCAUUCUCUUAAUCUCCUCUGCAUGAAGGUGGACUUCUUAAGCAAGAGGGGAGAAGAAUACCCCAAAACGGGAAUGAACAAGGACAGUUCUCACUUCCAAACCAAAGAUACGGAGAAAAAUGAGAGAGAGGCCUCAGGGGAGAAGUACCUUCAGGGAAAAGCCAGGUUUCAGUAAGAACAGGAAGGCGAAGAAAAUGGACAGAGAAGUUACAGGACCUGACUGGCAUAGAAUCUAUGGAUCAAUGUCGUCAUACCUUGGAACAGCAUAACUGGAACAUAGAGGCUGCUGUACAGGACAGAUUGAAUGAGCAAGAGGGUGUACCAAGUGUUUUCAACCCCCCUCCAUCUCGACCGCUGCAGGUGAACACAGCAGACCACAGGAUCUACAGCUAUGUUGUCUCAAGACCACAACCAAGGGGGCUGCUCGGAUGGGGUUAUUACUUGAUAAUGCUUCCAUUCCGGUUUACCUAUUACACAAUACUUGAUAUAUUUAGGUUUGCUCUUCGUUUUAUACGGCCUGACCCUCGCAGCCGGGUCACUGACCCCGUUGGGGACAUUGUUUCAUUUAUGCAUUCUUUUGAAGAGAAAUAUGGGAGGGCACACCCUGUCUUCUACCAGGGAACGUACAGCCAGGCUCUUAACGAUGCCAAGCGGGAGCUUCGCUUUCUUUUGGUUUAUCUUCACGGGGACGACCACCAGGACUCCGACGAGUUCUGUCGCAACACCCUCUGUGCCCCUGAAGUGAUCUCUCUCAUAAACACCAGGAUGCUCUUCUGGGCGUGCUCCACAAACAAGCCCGAGGGAUAUAGGGUUUCACAGGCUUUACGAGAGAACACCUAUCCGUUCCUGGCCAUGAUUAUGCUGAAGGACCGGAGGAUGACUGUGGUGGGCCGGCUGGAAGGCCUCAUUCAGCCUGAUGACCUCAUCAAUCAGCUGACGUUCAUCAUGGAUGCCAACCAGACUUACCUGGUGUCGGAGCGCCUGGAGAGGGAAGAGCGGAACCAGACCCAGGUGCUGAGGCAGCAGCAGGACGAGGCCUACCUGGCCUCCCUCCGCGCCGACCAGGAGAAGGAAAGGAAGAAGCGGGAGGAGCGCGAGCAGAAGCGGCGGAAGGAGGAGGAGGUGAAACAGCAAAAGCUGGCAGAGGAGAGGCGGCGGCGGAAUUUGCAAGAGGAAAAGGAAAGGAAGUUGGAGUGCCUGCCCCCUGAGCCUUCCCCUGACGACCCUGAAAGUGUCAAGAUCAUUUUCAAGUUACCUAAUGAUUCUCGAGUAGAGAGGCGGUUCCACUUCUCCCAGUCUUUAACAGUGAUCCACGACUUCCUGUUCUCCUUGAAAGAAAGCCCCGAGAAGUUUCAGAUUGAAGCCAACUUUCCCCGGAGGGUGCUGCCCUGCAUCCCAUCAGCGGAGUGGCCCCGCCCCCCGACGCUGCAGGAGGCCGGACUCAGCCACACGGAAGUGCUCUUUGUUCAGGACCUCACAGACGAAUGACACUUCUUCUUCCUCUCCCUCCCGCCUCAAUUCCUAAAAGAAAUGGGGGGAAAAACAAGAGAUAAAAAUUCAUAUUAUUAUUAAAUACAAUAUUUUUUUUAAUAACUGCUGCAUUCUAAGGAAGGAUCAGAAACCACGCUGCCUGUGAGAGUCACCGCCUGUGCACCACGAGGGUCGCAACGAGCGUUCCAGCCGGCAGCCCACCUCUCUCCUGCCUCCUCGCCACACACCUGCCCGCGGGGGGCCUCCGCCGCCCGCCCAGCCGCCGUCCAGCGGGGAAGGGGGCGUUCCCACUGGUUCUCAUCCAUUCUUGCUUUUAUGGAAAAUAAAAGUGACAAACCUCCGUCAACCAGCUACUGCAGCAUCUCCUAAGGACUUGUUUCUCCUGCCUCUGGAGAAGAAAGGGAAGAGAAGGCACAGAGCAGAGAUGUUCCUCGAACUUCCCACAAUUUAUGAAUAACUUUUAAUUUUUUUUCUGUUGCUUUGUAAUGACCAAAGGAAUGAGGCUGACACAGGUGUAUUUUCUUCCUUUAUUUGAUAAAGAGCCAAUUCUUAAACCCGUGACGCGGUUUCCUGCCCUUGGCUCCUUGGCCCGCAGGAGUGUAAUAAAGG